Messenger RNA from Symbiodinium natans, 1389 nucleotides. The record is from the annotation of a GenBank genome assembly. NCBI's taxonomy places the organism in Eukaryota, Dinophyceae, Suessiales, Symbiodiniaceae.
AUGAUGCGCCGUGGCAUUCGUAGCAGCCUGCGUGCACUCCCCCGUCGUGAUCGAUGGCACAUGCUGCAGGAGUAUGCCGUCGGAGAGAUGAACCAGGAGGAGUUUCGCAAGCUGCGUGUGCGCGACGGCCAGGUCACGACCUUGGUGGAAUCCACAACAGCCACUCCGAAGGCUAUCGACUGGGCUUCCUGGGAUUCCCGCAUUAGCAACAAGGAGGUCCUCGGCUGCCUGAAGAGCUUCCAUGAGCAGCAGUCUGUCCUGCUGGAGCAGGUCCUUAAAGAGGACCACUCCGCAUCCAUCAAGAAGCAGACAGAAGGCUGGGAGCUCUUCGACGCAGCUGUGACCAGCUGUGAGAAGUCUGUGGAGAAGUCUGAGACGAUCUUGAAGAAUGGUGCCCGCGCGCUUUGGAUCUCCUUCCAGAAUCCGCCCAUCUCCAUGCUUUCCCAGUCGGAGUGGUUGGACGCAGACCAGUAUUGGCAGGCUUUCGUUGAGAAGCACCAUUUCUACCACAACCACUUGCUGAGCGCCGUCGAAGAUCCCGAGAGCAAGGACUAUGAUGCAAAGACUAAGGCCGACCUCAAGCGAAACUGGGAAGUCUUCGAUGGCCGCGGAACCACGCGGCAGAACAACAAGCUGCUGUACCAGCGGCCAUCUUUCGAGUACUACGACGUCUUCCGCGGUCCGCUCAUCGAGCACAUGAUUUUCUACUUGACGAAGACCGGGGGUGAUGCCAGGACCUUCCCUGAAAUGAUGCCCACCAAGUGGUAUGCGGAGAUCUAUGACGUUCGCUUCAAGCUGUACAACGUCCUGCAGCGCCGAAAGCGGCAGGUACAUGAGGCCACCUGGUCUCGUGAAUCGACUCAUGACUUCCAUCCGCACGACAUGGAGCAUGACGGCGAGGCCUACUACUCCAAGUUGAUUGCCAAGGAGGCCGUGGCCACCGAGCUUUGUGCUGGCCGCCUGAUGGGGAACUUCAUUCUUUUCAGUGACACCUACGUGCCUGUGCAAUCGGGCACCGCUUUUUACAGAGCCAUCCAGAUGGAUGGUGGAAAGGGUACUUUCUACAGCCUCGGCUCGGACGUCAACUGCCUCUUCUACAAGCCUGCCGGAAUUGAGCUUACCACUCCGGACCCUGUGGAAUGCUUCCAGGCCCUGGCAGACCAUGCUACGAUGACAGGACGGAAGUUCGAGGCCGGCUACGCGGCGGCCUUCGAGUCCUUCACUGAAGUCCUGGCCUCGCGCAAAGAGGGCCUGGGAGGCAAUUGGUUCACGGCGCCAGGCGAAACCUCGAAGGACGCUUUCAUGCGAAGGCUGAAGAAGUCGGACCCUGCUUACGACAUCUAUGCAGCCGCUGCCCAAUCUGCCCACGGAGAGUCGCAAAAAUUCUGA